Magnolia sinica is the source of this 1442-nucleotide messenger RNA. RefSeq lists its product as uncharacterized. Lineage: Eukaryota; Viridiplantae; Streptophyta; Magnoliopsida; Magnoliales; Magnoliaceae. The record is from RefSeq and is a predicted model, not a curated record. Bases 1024 to 1392 code for a protein of 122 amino acids. The transcript is spliced from 2 exons.
ACGCUCAUCUCAUCUUCUUCCCAUAGAAGGAGAGAAAAGAAACUCGUCGUAAUCUCCCGAGUCGACUCGGGCGAUUCAUAGAAAGAGACAAAGAGAGGUAGCAUUUACCUGGUCAACUCGGACCGAUUCAAAACCGAGUCAAUGGCGAGUCUCAACCCAGGUAUCCUCCUCAAGCUCCUCCAGUCCAUGAAUUCCGACACCAAGGUCGCCGGAGAGCAUCUUUCAGUCCUCCUUCAGAUAGUUAGCAUCGUUCCGGCUCUAGCAGGACCCGCCCUAUUGCAGGCCGCCACCCUUUCAUCGGCACACCUGAUCUGUUGAUCGCACGUAUCUCACCAUCCAAGCGCGGGUUUGUAAUCCAACCUGUACCUGAUCCUGACCGCUCGCUGGAUCCUGUCUCAGCCUACAUCUACAGCAACAAGAAAUCUGAAGAGGAUGCGAAAUUCAACAAUGGCGGGUCACGCCGGAUCCUUGCCCCAAAAGAGAAUGUACCUGCUGCUGAGAAUUUGGAUGAUAAGAAGGGUUGGUGCCGCCGGAGAAGUCAUCAGAGAAGCGACGGUUCUCAUCGCCAGCUGGUGUGAAAGAAUGACGGUCGGGGUCAACCGGGAAGAGGAAUAUGGGGCCUGAAACAGCGCAGGAGAACUCACCGGCGCCAGCGAGGAAAUCAGGGUCACAGCCUUCAUCACCAGUUCCAUCAAAAUGAGAGGUGCCGAGCUUGGUUGCAGCAAAGGAUGAGAACCGACGAUCAUCGAGGGAGCCAGCAAUCAUUGUGUCAUCCAGGUACCGGCAGGCUUCCCCAAUUGGGAGGAAGCAAGCAUCAUCGAGCGGGCGGAGGUGCUCGCUUUCACCUGGGAGGAGACUUUCAGGAGGAUUGAAGGUCUCACCAGUAAUUGCUGCUUUUGUCGCCGAUUCAGCUGGUAAGAAAAGGAUGGUUGUGAUGGCUGCAGGAAUUUCCAAGGUUUCAGAUGCAUUGGUGGGUCCACAAAGCCAAUUCAGAAGAGCUGGGAAGACUCAGCCCCAGCAUCCAUGGGGGCCUCAGCUGAGCAGAAGGAGAAGGCCGUUUCGGAAACCAAAUCGGAAUUGCAUGCAAUUUUGCGGACACAGAAUUUAAUGGGCCAUGCCUACGUUGGAGAGGGUGGGGGAGGCGGGCUUGAUGGAGAUGAUCAAACGGUUGAAACGAAAGAUCUAUGGGUUUGUAAUUCAGCAUAUGGGGACAGCAAUCGACGGCUUGAAUUUGAAUUGAAUUCAACGGCUGGAUCUGUUUGGGACAUGAGCAUCUCUGUGUCCUUCUGUUUCAGUUAUUUCUGUUGGAUUCUGAUGGAGAUGAUCGGACGGUUAAAAUGGAAGAUCUAUGGUUUGUCAUUCAGCAUGCGAGGCCAGCAACCAACGGCUUGAAUUUGAAUUGAAAGCAACGGUUGGAUCUGUUUUGGAUAUGAAUGAUCUCA